Molecule: messenger RNA, 1774 nt
Organism: Agrilus planipennis (emerald ash borer)
Lineage: Eukaryota; Metazoa; Arthropoda; Insecta; Coleoptera; Buprestidae
Gene: Rad9
Product: cell cycle checkpoint control protein RAD9A
Exons: 5
Coding region: 467-1684 (405 amino acids)
Biological process (GO): mitotic intra-S DNA damage checkpoint signaling; DNA replication checkpoint signaling; cellular response to ionizing radiation
Cellular component (GO): checkpoint clamp complex
Source: RefSeq, a predicted model, not a curated record
AUAUGCUGAACCUAACGCAGAGAUUUAUUACGUCAGUAAUGUGUAAUACAUAGGCGUAACAACAAAAUUGAACUUUCAUCAUUCAAUAUAGUAAUUGAAAAUAGUAUCUGACAUAAAACGUAUGGGAAGUGCAUCCGUAGGCGACGCCAUUCUGACUAGUUAAAAGUUAAAACAUAUUAUAAUUACACGUAUUCCUAACUUCAAGUAUUUUCACAGGUUUUAUUUUUUGUCUCAUUUCUUACAAAAAGUUGUUUCCACUACAACACUGGCUAUCAGUCAAACAUAAUUACGAGAGAAUUUUUCUUCAAUCUAUGGAUUGCUAAUUAUAUGGCGGUUUAACAAAUUCAAUUUAAAUUGACUUAAUUCGAUAGUAUGUUUUUCCUUAUAACAGCGUACAAUGGCAUAUAUUUUCUAUAAUUUUAACUGAUGAAACUUCCACACUGUUUUUAUUAAUAUUUUUUAUACUAUGAAUUGCACAAUUCCAGCUGGCAAUUUGAAAGUAUUAACUAAAUCGCUGCAGACAUUGUCUAAAAUAGGAGAUGAAUUAUAUAUAGAAGUUACAAAAGAGAGUUUACUUUUCCGCUCCAUAAAUGCUAACAAAACGGCAUUUUGUUCUUUCAAAUUCUUUAACACAUUUUUUACAAGUUUCGAAGUUGCAGACAUUGACUCUGAAUCAGAUGAAAAUCCCAAAUUGGCACGUAAAAUACAAAUGAAAGCAAUACUAGCAAUAUUUAAGCCUUUGCACAAAGACAAAAAUUUGGCAUUUUGCCAUGUAGAACUCCAAUAUGAAAGUAUUGUAAUCAUCUUUAAAAUACAAUACAAAUUUGAUGUUACUGUAUUGCACAAAGUUCAUUUGUUAGACAUGGAAUUUUGGCAAGUGAAUUAUCCAAACGAUUCGAUGAAUCAAGUUACUGGUACAGGACACUGUUUUUCACAAGUUUUAUCGAAUUUUCAGUUAAACAAUGACGACUUGGGUCUUGAAGUCAUGCACCACAAGGUGGUAAUGAGAAAUUAUGAUGUAGAUGAGACAAAUGUACUAAAGUGCAUUAGAUCACAGUACGUAUUAAAUGCAAUAGAUUUUGUAUCAUUUAAAAUUGGUCAGCCCACAAAUAUAACAUGUUCUCUGAAACCCUUUCGAGCUGCUGUGCAGUUUGCAGAACAUUUCAACUUGAAGCUAAUUCUCAAUUUUGAAACUGCUGGAAAGCCUGUUGUUUUGAUUAUAAAAAAUCCUACAUUUGAGGUACAUAUUGUAAUGGCAACCGUUAGUUCUGAUGGCUCGACACAGUCCUCAAUUAGCACAACUGUUUCUUCUAUUCAAAAGAAAGUAAUGAAUACAAAAAAACAUUCAGAUGCCAAUUUAACAAUUGAAGACCGAAUAGCUCUGGAAAAUGUAGACUGGAAUGAUGAGAUAAAUAAUUUAGAUGAGCAAAGCAAACCAAAAUUAAAACCAGCACUCAACAGUUUAUUUAACAAUCAAUUAGGAAGAGGUCAUAUACAAAAGGACAAUGAUAUAGACAACCGAAAAUUGAAUAUGGAUGUUGAAGAUGAUGAUAUUAUUGAACUAUCUCAAAGAAGCAAACGUAUAAAAACAGUUUUUGAGCGUUGUUAUGAAUCAACUUUUCGUGAAGAAAACUUUGAUUAUGGAAAAAUACUAGUAGCUAAUAGUGAUGCAGAAUCAGAUUAAUAUAAUUUCGUAAUUUAUUCUACAGAACUGUACAAAAUAUGUUUAACAAAUACUUAUUCCUAAUUUAAAUAAAUUCGUUUUUACUAAGUA